AUGCGCCGUCGCAGCCGCAUGUCGCAGCUGUUCCACGUUGGACGUUGCUGCACGACUGUGGUUGGGGGCGGCACAGUGGAGGUUCCGCGUGCAUCGAAGCCGGAGCCAUCCGUGGAAGUUACGCCACCGAUAGCAGCAGCGGCACCAGCAACAACAUCGAAGACGGCGGCGUCUUCCGCCUUGUGGCGACACGGUGCGGACGUGGAUGGUGCCACUCUUGGCAAGCCGCACGUCGCAGCCACUACACCUGAGCAGGUGGAGGAAGUGUUUCGCUCUUCUGUCCUUGCUCGAACCGCGAGCAAUGCGCAGCUGCGCCAGUAUGUGCAGCGGCUGGAACCAAAGGACCACGCCCUUGCGCUCGCUGCUGUGCGUGGGGCGCGGGCCGGUGGGCUUCGGGUGGACAACAGAACAAACGAGGUGCUGCUCACGAAGCUGAUGGAUGGCGGGCAGCUGCGAGCCAGCAUGGACCUCUACCAGCGUAUGAUCCAGAGCCGUGUGACUCCAACCGCGAACACGUACGCGACUUUGAUGCAAAUGUGCCUUGAGCGCGAGAUNCCGGAGUCAUGUGAAAGACUCUUCGACGAGAUGGUAAAACGGGGACAAUCGCCCAAUAUGCAGAACUAUGAGCAAUACAUCACGGCGCUUGCGAUGGAGAACCCGCCUAAGUGGGAAAAAGCUAUAGAGGUGUUCGACCGCAUAUCCAGGGAACGCCGCGGUAAGCACCUCAGAGCCACAACGUACAACUCGCUGAUGCGGGUAUACCUGAACAUGAGGCCGUUUGACUGGCGUGUUGUUUACAACUGCUACUACGAGAUGCGCUCGCGCAAGCCGCCCAUUCAGCUGCAGUGGGAAAGCUAUAAGCUGGUGGCAGAGGCUAUGCGGCGUGGAAAGGCUGGCUACAUUCGUCGCUUCCUGACAUACUUGGAUGCGUGGUUCUGUGUGACUCACUUCCGCUCGUGGGAGUUCCUUGUGGGUGUCAUGGUGUACAUGGGUGUGAUGUUCGUGCUGAAGUCCCUCAUUAGCUGGGUGGUGGUGCUGUAUUACAAGCGCACCGUGGCGGCGAGCAAAGGCGCCGCGUCGGCUAUUUUGCCGUGA
This is a messenger RNA of Trypanosoma grayi, 1095 nucleotides long. RefSeq lists its product as hypothetical. Gene Ontology annotation, molecular function: protein binding. The record is from RefSeq and is a predicted model, not a curated record. Lineage: Eukaryota; Euglenozoa; Kinetoplastea; Trypanosomatida; Trypanosomatidae. Bases 1 to 1095 code for a protein of 364 amino acids. The transcript has a single exon.